AUGUCUGACGAGGAGGUUCUUCUUGAAGAUUUCUUAUUUGAAGAGCCAAAUGGGUUUCUUCCCCCACCGCCCGAAUCGCAUUUCGCUACAUAUAAACGUAAGCUCGCCAAUGUUCAACCUCAAGAAAUCACCAUGAAACUAGUCGGGAAAUCGCCAUUAUGGGGCCAUUUGUUGUGGAAUGCUGGUAUAUUCACAGCAGACUAUCUAGAUAAGAAUUCAGAAAAAUUGGUGAAGGAUAAACGAGUCUUGGAGUUAGGUGCUGCCGCAGCAUUACCAUCAUUAGUUUGUGCCGUGAAUAAAGCUAAAGAGGUUGUUGCUACAGAUUAUCCCGAUGCAGAUCUUGUCAAUCACAUCAAACACAACUUUGACCAAUUAUCGCAAAAGACCGAAAUAAGCAAGUAUAAAGUGAAGGGAUACAUUUGGGGUAACUCGAUAAAUGAAUUGAUUUACAAUGACAAAGAUGAUGAUGAUGAUGAUGAUGAUAACAAAAAUGAAGCUAAUUUGGAAUUGACAGAUGAUAAGAAAUUCGACUUGAUAAUCUUGUCAGAUUUGGUAUUCAACCAUACUGAACAUCAUAAAUUACUAUCCACCUGUCGACAAUGCCUAAAACUGAAUGGGAAAUGUUUAGUUGUUUUUAGUCCCCAUCGUGCUCAUCUACUAAAUCAAGAUUUGGCAUUUUUUGAAACUUGUAAAGAAUAUCAGUUUAAAGCAGAAAUGAUUGGUAUGAUUAAUAUGACGCCGAUGUUUGAAGAAGAUGAAAAAACGGCAGAGAUUAGAUCUAGAGUAUAUUCAUAUUUUUUGAUACCAAAUUGGUGA
Messenger RNA from Lodderomyces oxycetoniae, 816 nucleotides. Its product is annotated as S-adenosylmethionine-dependent methyltransferase. The record is from RefSeq and is a predicted model, not a curated record. Bases 1 to 816 code for a protein of 271 amino acids. Lineage: Eukaryota; Fungi; Ascomycota; Pichiomycetes; Serinales; Debaryomycetaceae. Gene Ontology annotation, molecular function: protein-lysine N-methyltransferase activity. The transcript has a single exon.